CGCUAUCUUCGCCAACAGAAUAAACGUGCUUCCAUUCACACAAGAAGGAUAAACAAUAGAAACAUAUGACGAAGAUUAACUGCGACGUAUUACACGAAGGGAAGGAGAAUUCGGGAUUAUGCUAUGAAUACAAGGAGUGCAAUCAUAUUGACAACAUAAGGGAAUCCUACCACCUGGAUCACAACGAACAGGAGUGGGAAGGAGAGAAGCAUGACCAGCAGCGAAAGCAACACCAAUCGAUUUUUCGGAACAAAGUUAUUCUUUCUAUACUCGUUACCGAAACUGCCGAGCGGAUAGCCUACUUCGGCUUUCGAGCAGUCCUGGUCCUCUACUUUAAUCAAGGCCUGGAAUAUUCAGAGUCGACGUCUUUUUCUUUGUUUGCAUCUGUGACAGGCCUCGCAUAUCUGUCUCCAUUGCUGGGAGCACUUCUAGCAGACAAUCAUUGGGGUCGAUACAACACGAUAUGGCGAUUUGGUGCUGUCUACUCGAUUGGGCUCUCUCUAGUUGCGUUGGGUGCCUACCAAUUAGAUUUUCCCUUUUCAUCAAUGGAAUCGGAUUCUGCUGUUUCCGAAUCGAAUCUACUGGUGGCUCGAUCGCUCAGUUUCACCGGUCUGAUACUGGUUUGUCUCGGAACAGGAGGAAUCAAGCCCUGUGUCUCGGCGUUUGGUGCUGACCAAGUCGUGCUCGGGUCUGAUCAUCUGCCGACCCACGAAUCUGAAAAAGAAACCGCAUCGUCUUCAGUAGUAAUAUACUCGCAUGUCGAGAAAGAGAACCGGUCAGAACUUUCUUCGGACGAUGGCAAUGCGUUUGAGGAGACAACACCGACAGCAAAAACAGGACUUGCUAUGUCUGCUGAUCACUGUCCGGUAGAACAAGAGGACGAGAGUGUGCGAGAAUUCUUCAAUAGCUUUUAUUUUUGUAUCAACGUCGGAGCAUUGCUUUCCUUUGCGAUCAUUCCUAUGAUUCGAGCAAGUUAUGGUUUUUCUGCUGCAUUUUUCAUACCGACCGUGUUUAUGAUUGGAGCUCUCGGCAUAUUUUUAUCGCAACGGAAGGCUUACAAGCAUAGAAGAAGAGGUCCGUCUGAGGCCUCGCUGUUCCAAACACUGUAUGUUUGCUCAGCCAUCGUAUGCACAAAAUUGUGCCGAAAAAACCGCCAGUACAGUUGUCCUGCCGCUGAUAGUAUUGGGGGCCAAGAACCUGUGUCCUCGGCAAUUAAUGCUUCCAGCUGUCUCGAAGUCGGAGGUCCUGGUGGAAUAGUGCGAACAGAAGGUCAAUCAGUAGAAAAGUUAGGUAGUCAUAGUGAUCAGGUGCUUCGAGAUGCGGAACAAGUUUUGCAUUUGAUGCCUCUGAUGCUCUUCUUUCCGGUAUUUUGGAUGCUAUACGAUCAGCAGGGAUCGGUAUGGACGUUGCAGGCAACGCACCUCGAUCGCCACGGUCUGGAACCGGAACAAUCGGGGGUACGUCUUUAACUUGCCGAAAACAACAACAAAUGCGUCACAUGUACUUGGACUUGGGUGAACUACCACGUUAAAUUGGAAUGACAAAGACUUGUGCAGUCAUGGCCAGACCGAUCUAUUUCUCGUUGCCGUAAAAUGACAUUUUCUAACCUGCUAUGUUUCAAUCUAUUCCUUUCUCUCUUUUCCUUCUUCUCGAAGUUUCUGAAUCCGCUGUUAAUAAUGAUUUUUAUUCCGUUGUUUGACCGAGUUCUGUAUCCGUGGCUAGAAGCUAAAGAUUUCAAUAUUCAGCCGCUGAGGAGAAUGGAAUAUGGAAUGUUUCUCACGGCAGUUGCAUUCUUUGCAAGCACAGUACUGGAAUAUUCAAUACAAAAUAGCCCACCAAACAGUAUUUCAUUGGCAUGGCAAAUACCGCAGAUCACAAUACUGACGGUAGCAGAAAUUUUGUUGAAUGUUACAGGACUCGAGGUGCGUCGAUUCUAUUUUGUUCUAUACUGCAUUCUAUUCGUGUUCCUUUGCAUUGGUAUUCACAUCCGCCAAGUUGUGGAUGCUUGAAAGUGCUAUUUGUUUUGAUCCUCUCCUAGAAACUAAGUGGAAUAUUUUGUGUAUUUGUUUUUCACAGUUUGCUUACAGCCAAGCCCCGGAUAGCAUGCAGGCACUGAUUCUCGCUGUAUUCCUGUUCAUGACCGCUAUCGGGGAUGGUUUCGGUUCUGUCUUGUUUGCUACUGUGUUUCGCGAGCUUCGCUCUACUGUGACCAUGAUAACCUGUGCUUUAUGCAUGCUUGUGAAUCUAGCUCUGUUCUCGAGGGUUGCCCGUCGCUGGAAACCGAGCCAGGCCAUUCGCCAGGACCAUUCUCAUCGAGAGAAAAAUAUCGACGAGGAAGGUGUUGAAUUGAAUGUAUUGAGGAAUGAAGGAGGAAUUAGCUAGGAUAUUUUUGCGGUACCAGUCAUCAAUGGCAUUCAAGAUUACAUACAGAGACACACU
Molecule: messenger RNA, 2439 nt
Organism: Pseudo-nitzschia multistriata
Lineage: Eukaryota; Bacillariophyta; Bacillariophyceae; Bacillariales; Bacillariaceae
Source: the annotation of a GenBank genome assembly